CUCGUGUAUCAGAUUUCUUUUGACAGUUAUAUAUACAAUUAUUAGUUAUUAAAUUAAAUCAUGUUCACUAAGCAACAUUCAUUAGCGUUAAACGAGCAAAUAGUUCCGCCUCCAACGCAAAAAUUUACAAUCGAACAGUGGCAUCUUAAUAAUCAAGCUCGAUUUCGCAAAUGCAACAUUCAUUGUCAAUUAGUUGAAAGUUUAAUUGCUGAAUCAGAGCGUAUUUGCGAUUCGGCAUUAGAAUUAACGAAAACAAACAAAAUAGCAACCGAUCAUGAAUUAAAAGAAAAAUUAUCAGAUGUUAAAUUUGUUAAAGAUGAAAUUUUACGUCAUCGCAAAGAUGUUAUUUUAGAAAUUGAUGCAUUUAAAACUUAUAAAACAAGAUUAAUUGAUGGUUUAUCAUCAAUACAAGAAAAUGCAGCUGAUAUUUGUAAAAAAUGUCUUAUUGCAAGAGAGCAUCGUUUGGGUAUCGACUUAACAGUUGAUGAUGUGGAAAAAGAAUUGAGAAAAGAAUUAGAAAUAAUAAAUCGAGCAGAUAGUAUUUUUACACGAACACUAGAGCAUACAAAUGAACAAAUUCGUAUUUUGAAAUCUCUUUUGUAUUAUCUCGAUGGAGACUUAGAGAAUAAGGAUCGUAGUAUUCAAUUGGAUGAAAGAAAUCUCAAUUUAAAGGAGACUAGUUUAAAUCUCAGUAUUUAUCAUGGAACUGCUUCACUAGAUCCUUCGACUAUUACUGUUCAAGAAUGGGAUUUACAUACCGAUGAAGUUAUCAUGUCUACAAUGAAGCAAAUGAAUAGUACCAAAGUAUUACGUUAUUAUAUUGAUAAUAUUUUAAAAGAAAUAGUUAAUGAUUUGAAUGAACAAAAGAAUAAAACUAAUGAAGCAUUUAGACUCAGAAUUUUGGAAACAAAACAAGUAAAAGCUCGUCUUGAGUCACAACAUUCUGAAAUAAUAAAACAAGCGAAUGCAAUGACGCAGAAUAUAACACGCUUAGAAAAAAAUAUUGCUGAAAAAGAAGGAUUUCUUGCGCUGGCACACACACGUUUAGGAAAUCGUUGCCAUCGACCCAAUUUGGAAUUAACUCGCGAUAAAGUUGAAAAUAAACUUGUACAAGAAGUAUAUGAUCUUCGUCAAACAGUUGGAAAACUUCAACGAACAUUGAACGAGGCUCAAGCAACUUUACGUUAUUUACUAAGAACGCAAAUACAAUUAGAAGAAGAUAUUAAUAUAAAAACUAAUACUUUGAAAAUAGAUGAAGUUGAAUGUAUGACACUGCGUCAAAGUUUGAAUUAUCGUGCUUAUUGAAAAUUUAUUCAAGUAGUUUAAAUCAUAUAAAUCAACCGAGUACUACAUCAAUUAUGAAUCACUGAUUGUAUUAAUUUUCAAAAAAUUUUAAUGCAUAACUUUAUGCCUACGAUUUAAAUAAAAAGAUGCAGUACAUACCUUCAACUUAUUUAAUUCUGCUAUCAAAAAUUCAGCGACAUUAUUUCGAAAAAAUGAAGAUGAUAUUUUACAAGCAAUACAUGAGUCAGUUUUACACCUUCUACAAACAUCAUGACCAAAAUGACAUGAAUAAAUUUCAUCUGAUAAUUUAAUGCUACAAAAGUGACAUGGAAUUUUUCUUUCUACAUUUCCGUGCCACUCCAGAAACUAAAAAAAAAAAACAAAUAAUAAUUUUAAAAAAUAAUUCAUUAAUAUAUUAAAAUAACUACCAAAUUUAAUUUAAUUAUUAAAUAAAAUAAAAUAAAUUACUUUUUUCUUGAUCAAAUCCAUUAUUAUUAUUGUCGUGAUAACACAAAGAACAAUAAAAAGAUAACCCGUGCUUA
Messenger RNA from Microplitis mediator, 1826 nucleotides. It is a transcript of the gene Tektin-C, whose product is annotated as tektin-1. Lineage: Eukaryota; Metazoa; Arthropoda; Insecta; Hymenoptera; Braconidae. Gene Ontology annotation, biological process: cilium assembly; cilium movement involved in cell motility. The transcript is spliced from 7 exons. The record is from RefSeq and is a predicted model, not a curated record. The coding region runs from base 61 to 1305 and encodes 414 amino acids. Gene Ontology annotation, cellular component: microtubule cytoskeleton; nucleus.